UCUCUUUGCUGAGUGAAUGACUGAGGGGGGUGAAUUUGGGCGGAGACGCACGAGAAGUUUGGCAACAACUUUAGCUCGUCCCUUCCUGUUAAGGCUGCAUUAGUCGCCACUCUUAACGAUGCCAAAUGCAAAUGAUCUACAGAUUUACUGAUAUGGAGACAAAAAGAAUUUUCCAGCUUAAUUUGGAUCACACUUCGCUUACCCUCUCUGUAAACAAGAGAAAAUUUAACCAAAAUACCGAACGACAUGACUCUUCUACUGAGAGGAGUCACUGUUCUGUUACUAACAUUUACAGCAUGUGAUACUUCACUUGACAGUGUCACUUUGGAAUUGCUUGAAAAAUGCCAGGAUGAUCCGGAAACACUGGACUUCUUGGACCAAAUCUGUAACGUUACAGAGCAGAGAUCAGACUUAUCUCAGGAGGAAGUGGAAAGUUGUUUGAGUUUAAUCAUGUAUCUCACAACUUGUGAAAUAACUGAUGCUCCUGACCAAACUACUCUAAGAUCCUUGGGAAAUAAGUUAUUGCAGGUAAAUGAAAACCUGGUGUCUAAAUUGGUGGAGGAAACAGACACCUACAGCAACAUCAGCUUCUCUGUCCAAAAUUUAGAAGUCCAAGUUUUCAUGAUUGGACCUAAUGUCACCUUGAAGGAAAUCCCCACACUCAUCACAAGCUAUGCGUCUUUGUAUAUCGAUCUCAUCGGGAUUUCAGAGGAAACAGAUGGAUCAGCUGCUGUGGUCUUCAUGAGUUACACAAACAUGACAGACAUCUUUAAACCUAGUCUCUUUGACACAGAUAUCAUCUCAAAUAAAAGUUUAAUGUCAGCUGUGAUCUCAUUCUCACUUCCUCAAACCUUCAACACAUGGAUCCUUGAGACAAUCGACUUCACUGUUAGUCACAUCAAAGAGAUAGACCCAAGGGCCAUUCUGUCUUGUUUGAACUGGGAGAUAAACGAUUGGCCUAGCUGUUUCAUCUCACAGACCAACAGAACUCACUCUGUGUGCUCUUGUUAUUACGGGACUACAUUUGCUCUCAUCAGUGAGACUGACCCAUGCAUGGUUAAUUCAACUGAAUACUGUGAAGAGGAUUUCCUGAUUCGUAUGUUAGACUACAUAUAUUCCAUAGAACAAUUACCACAGGAGACUGUGGAACAUUAUUUGAACACAACAUUGAACCUUAUUACACAUGGUGAAAAACAAUCUGCGUCAGAAUACUUUGGAGAUAUAUUACUGGAGGUAAAUGAGAUGCUGCUGUAUAUACUGGAGAAGCAAACAGAUACCUACAAUUCCAUCAGCAUCUCUCUCCAAACUUUAGAGGUUCAAGUUUUUGUGGUUGGACCUAAUGUCACCUUGAGCAAAAUCCCCACACUCAUCACAAGCAAUGCAUCUCUGGACAUCGAUUUCACUGGAUCAACUUAUGUGGCCUUCAUGAGCUACACGACCUUGGGAGGCAUCCUAGAACCUUACUUCUCUGACAAAUUUGAUGACUCAAUUAAAACCAUUAUAUCUACUGUGGUGAAAACAACAACAACCUUCAACUUGCUCAAGGGCUUCACCCUCAACUACACCCUCAAACAUGUCAUUGAGUCAGUCCCUGAGGGCAUUCUCUCCUGCGUACACAGGGAUUGGUACAUGUGGGAUACAGGUUACUGUACCGUCACACAGACCAACAGCACUCACACUGUGUGUUCUUGUAAUCAGCUGAUACCCCUGGCCCUAUUCGUGCUGACUAUCCCAUGCCGGGAUAAUGUGACAGUACAGUGUGCAAUGAGUUUCCUGGAUCAAAUUAGGUACAAUACAGCUGAACAAUUACCGCAGAAGCUUGUGACACUUUAUUUCAACAUGACAGUUAAUCUCAUGAGUCAUGUGAAAGAUGUUGCUUCGGAAGAGAAUGAUCUAAUAUCCUUUGCAAAUAAAGUAUUGGAAGUCUAUGAAAAACUGGUGUUUACCCUGAUGGAGAAAACAGACAACAUCUCUCUACAAAAUUUAGAUGUUCAAGUGAUUGUAGCUGGACCUAAUGUCACGUUCUUCACAAGCCAUGCAUCUCUGGAUAUCACUAGGUUUUCAGAGAAUAACCAAGUCCCAGGUUCUGUGGCCUUUGUGAGCUUCACUAACAUGUCAGACAUCUUCAAACCUGCAUUCUUCAAAACAAUUAUCAACACAAACAAAACGCUGAUGUCCCCUGUGGUAUCAGUUUUACUACCCCAAACCACAAAAACGACACAACUCACCAAAUCAAUCAACCUCACCUUCAUGCACACCAGUGUGUUAGAACCUGAUUUCAGUCUCUCCUGUGUGUACUGGAAGGAAAAAGAAUGGCUUGAAGAUGGCUGUGAGAUCAUACAGACUAACAGCAGUCACACAGUGUGCUCAUGUAAUCGCCUGAAUACGUUUGCUCUCAUAAUGGAGACUGACCCAUGCAGGGUUAAUUUGACAGAAUCAUGCAUCAACAAUUUCUUGAAUCAAAUCUCAGCUCAAGAAUUACCACAGAAGGUUGUGGAACGUUAUUUGAACAUCACAAUUAAUCUUGUGACUCGUGUAAUAAAACAAGCUACUGACAAAAACAUACUCACAUACUAUGGAAAUGCUGUAUUGGUUGCAAAUGAGAAAUUGGUGUCUACACUCGUGAGAAAAUCACACACCAACAACAUCAGCAUCACUCUCCAACAUUUAGAGGUUGUAGUAUCCAUGGUGGAGGCAACUGUUGACACUGUAAACAACAUUUCCCAACUCAAAACAAGCAACGCGUUCAUGGAUAUCGAUCUCAUUGGGAUUUCAAGGAAUAAUAAAGGAUCAGCUGCUGUGGCCUUCAUGAACUACGCUGGCAUGGCAGAAAUCCUGAAACCUAGCAACACAGAGAAAAUCAUGAUUUCCACUGUGGUGUCAGCAACACUUCCUAAAACCCCGAACACAUGGUUCACCCAACCAGUCAACAUCACCUUUAAACAUACCAAAGAGUUAGACCCUGAAGGUAGACUCUACUGUGUGUACUGGAUGGAUAAAGAAUGGGUUGAAAUUGGCUGUGCUGUUCUACAAAUUAAUAGCACUCACACUAUGUGUUCCUGUAAUCACCUGUCAGUGUUUGCUCUCAUCAUGGAGGUUGUUCCAUGUAAGAAACUAUUUGGAGCCACAUUGUCUCUGCACUGUAACCCUCUGCUGGACAUGUCCAUUGCUCAGGGAGUGGGAGUUUUCUUCCUGUCCUUGUGUCUACUGACAUUUGAUUUUUGUUGUCAGGACCCAAAUAAAACCAACACAGCCAUAAUAAACUUGUGUUUAAACCUCCUGAUGUUUCACCUUCUCAACCUGCUCAAACCUCUUUUCCAACCCCAUCUACGGCCCCCGCAAGCAUGUGCAAUUGUGAAUGGUAUCCGGUGGUUUUUCUUCAUCUCUGCAUUUGUGUGGAUGUUCAUCGAGACUGUGCUGCUCUUCCUAUUCUUGAAGAAUAAAUCCCAGAUCAGAUCAAACCUGGGACAGGGGAUUAGGUGGAAAUGGUUAAAUAUGAUUGGAUACCUCAUUCCCCCAGUAGUGGUGAUUGUGUGUGCUGUAGUCCAACCACAACAAUCUAUUAACGAAGAAUGCUGGGGAUCUAAGGAUAUAAACAUGAUCUUUGACAUUCCUGUACUUUUCAUUGUUGCAUCAAAUGUGCUUCUCUUCAUCAUCAUCAUUACGAUGAUGAUCUUCACCUUGAAACAGCUGAGAAAUCAGAACAUACGGAGGCGCAACAGAAAUGACACAGAUCUCAUGAUUCGUGUGAUGUUUAAAAGCCUGGCCCAGUUUAUCAUCCUUGGUUGCUACUGGAUACUCCAAUAUAUCCCCAGUGAUAAUGUGGCUUUAUAUAAUGUCUUCCUGUUCCUCAACUCCCAGCAGGGCACCUUCAUCUUCAUCGUCCACUGUCUCCUCAACCAAGAGGUCAGGCAGAAGUACAGGAAGUUUCUGUGUGAUAUCUGCUGCUUUAAAACCCUUGGAACCACUACAGAAGUCGAACAGACUCACGAGACUCAGCACUGAAUUCACAAUAACAGAAUUUACAAAAUAAACAGCAUGUCUCCAUCUGUUUUCUUCCUCAUAUACAACAUCAAAUAGCCAAUGAUUACUUCUUAUUUACUUAAAGACGCAUUAUACUUUUGUAUGUUUUUACUAUUUGCAUAUUCCUAGUCACAUUUAAUGUUGUGGAACAUCCUUGAAAUAAAGUUCCUAUCACCUGU
This is a messenger RNA of Ictalurus punctatus (channel catfish), 4202 nucleotides long. RefSeq lists its product as uncharacterized. The transcript is spliced from 29 exons. Lineage: Eukaryota; Metazoa; Chordata; Actinopteri; Siluriformes; Ictaluridae. The record is from RefSeq and is a predicted model, not a curated record. Gene Ontology annotation, molecular function: G protein-coupled receptor activity. The coding region runs from base 247 to 4005 and encodes 1252 amino acids. Gene Ontology annotation, cellular component: membrane. Gene Ontology annotation, biological process: adenylate cyclase-activating G protein-coupled receptor signaling pathway; cell surface receptor signaling pathway.